Messenger RNA from Carica papaya (papaya), 1621 nucleotides. Its product is annotated as small G protein family protein / RhoGAP family protein. Gene Ontology annotation, biological process: signal transduction. The record is from RefSeq and is a predicted model, not a curated record. NCBI's taxonomy places the organism in Eukaryota, Viridiplantae, Streptophyta, Magnoliopsida, Brassicales, Caricaceae.
GAAUCCGACUUCUUAAUAAAUUCAUAUGAAAAGAACAGGACUCCCAGUUCUCUCUCUCUCUCUCUCUCGAUUGAAGUCGACAGCUAAAGUUCGUCUCUCACAAGGUCUUCUCAUCAUUUCAGCUUAUUUCUUCAAUUGCAUACCAAAAGAAGGUUUAAUUUAACUUUCACUUUUGCCUUCAUUGUCGGACCAAUGCCUUCUGCCACCUAUCCUCAGUGGCAGGAGAAGGCUAGUGGUUUCUUUUCUUCCUCUGGGGUGAAACUUAAAGAAGCAGGACAAACAGCUGGAACAUUUGUUGGAGAAGUUGCGAAAGAUGCAAAAGGUAAUGUUGCUGAUGUGGCUGAACGAGUUGGGUCAAUAUUCAAAAGUCGAUGGGCACUUCUUCAGCAGCCAUCAACAAGGCAUGCUGUACAGGAACGUCUCAUAUCUGCUGCUGCUACAACUGCCACAUUGAUGAGGAAAGGCCUUUCUGAGACAAAGGACAAGGUUGCUGUUGGGAAGAUAAAAGUAGAAGAGGUGGCAAAAAAGACAUCACAGAAAAGUAAGAAUAUCUUGACUGAUAUUGAGCGCUGGCAGAAGGGAGUUGCCAGCACUGAUGUAUUUGGGGUUCCAGUUGAGGUUACUGUCCAGCGACAAGAAUCAAGCAGGCCUGUUCCUCAUAUUUUGAUCAGAUGUGCAGAUUAUCUCAUUUUAUCAGGAUUAAAUUCACAGUACCUGUUUAAAGCUGAAGGAGAUAAACGAGUCAUUGAGCAAUUGGUUUCUGCGUAUAAUGAAGAUGCAAGUGCGUCAUUGCCUGAGGGUUUAAAUCCAGUUGACGUGGCAGCUUUAGCCAAAUAUUACCUUGCAAGCCUCCCUGAACCACUAACAACAUUUGAACUUUAUAAUGAGAUACGGGAUUCUCGUUCUAGUGUGCAUGCAAUGAGAAACACGCUUAAGAAGCUGCCAACUGUAAACUACAUGACAUUGGAGUUUAUAACUGCACUGUUGCUUCGUGUUAGCCAGAAGUCGCUUCUUAACAAGAUGGAUGCUCACAGUCUUGCUAUGGAAAUAGGCCCUGUGAUUAUGUGGCGGGAUGGACAGAAGCCAGAAUCAUACAGGCAAUAUUGGAGACAUUCAUCCAAAAGUCCUAAGAAAAGCAUGGAUAUGACACCUGUUUCUCCAUGGGACAUGCUUGCUGAAGAAGGCGAAGAUAUGGAUGCUUCCUCAGCCAUUCCCUUGGAUGAUGACAUACCCAUUGAUUUUGGAGCAAUAGAGGUAGUUCAGUGUCUUAUAGAGCAUCACAAUGCAAUAUUUACGGAUGCAAACGAGACCAUAUGGAGAUGAAGCUGAUCAAAGUCACAUCGAAUUUAGAGGUGGACAGUAUGGGCAACUGCUUCACAAAGAGUUCUAAAUUUACUUAAAGAUGGCCAGUGACCAAUUUACCAUUUACAGAAUGCUUUCUUAACCAAAACUUGGCGAGUGAAUGGAUGUGGUUGUGUAAAUUUUAGUGACUAGGGAGUUGUAUAAAUCAAUAUCUCUAUUUGAUAAGAUGUUGAUUUUUUGUCUUAAAUUGUCUGCUUUGGGAAAAAGGUAUUCUGCUUGGUGCAACAAGAUUUAUGUAGUCUUGGACGCUUGUUCUGCA